This is a messenger RNA of Lepisosteus oculatus (spotted gar), 2744 nucleotides long. RefSeq names its product aldehyde dehydrogenase 9 family, member A1a, tandem duplicate 1 (gene aldh9a1a.1). Gene Ontology annotation, molecular function: aminobutyraldehyde dehydrogenase (NAD+) activity; 4-trimethylammoniobutyraldehyde dehydrogenase (NAD+) activity. NCBI's taxonomy places the organism in Eukaryota, Metazoa, Chordata, Actinopteri, Semionotiformes, Lepisosteidae. The record is from RefSeq and is a predicted model, not a curated record.
GUUCAGAGUUUCCCUACCCAUUCUCUCUACUGAGCCUUAUGUAAGAGAAACGGACCAAAGUGCAAUUGUUUUUCCCUUAUAUAGACAGAAAGUACUGGGGUACUAAAUUUAAUCUGGAAGAACCAUAAGGAGCUCUUUGACUUGUACUUUUACGCUACCGAAGAUGAUGCAACAGUGCAGUUCCACGGCCCAGGCUGGCCUUGAAAUUCUCCGAACUGGGCUCCUGCCUUCUGCCGUGAUCCGGAGCGCCUCAACGGGCACGCUGGAGUUGAAGGAGCCGCUAAAUUUCUGGUGCGGAGGCAGAGUGAAGUCUUCAACCAAGGACGCAAAAUCCAGAGAGCCGGUGUAUGAGCCCGCAACCGGCCGUGUGCUGUGUGAGAUGGUGCCCUGUGGAGCUCAGGAGGUCGACCAGGCAGUGCAGAGUGCCCAGGCUGCCUUUCUCAAGUGGAGCAAACUGUCUGGAAUGGAGAGGGGCCGGAUCAUGCUGGAGGCUGCCAGGAUCAUCAGGGAGCGGCGAGAUGAGAUUGCCAAGGUGGAGGUGAUCAACAAUGGCAAGUCCAUCACUGAGGCACGGGUGGACAUCGACAUUGCCUGGCAGUGCAUUGAGUACUACGCUGGCAUCGCGGGCACACUGGCAGGCCAGCACGUACAGCUGCCAGGGGGAGCCUUUGCAUACACGCGUCGGGAGCCCCUGGGGGUGUGCGUGGGGAUCGGCGCCUGGAACUACCCUUUCCAGAUCGCAGCCUGGAAGUCGGCCCCAGCCCUAGCCUGCGGCAAUGCUAUGGUGUUUAAGCCUUCGCCUAUGACGCCCAUAACUGCUGUGGUGCUGGCAGAGAUUUAUGCCCAAGCCGGUGUCCCCGAGGGGCUCUUCAAUGUGGUCCAGGGUGGUGCCGAGACUGGAACUCUGCUCUGCCAUCACCCUGGGGUGGCGAAAGUCUCCUUCACGGGCAGCGUUCCCACUGGCAAGAAAAUCAUGGAGAUGUCUGCCAAGGGCAUCAAGCCAGUGACUCUGGAGCUGGGAGGGAAGUCUCCUCUUAUCAUCUUUGAGGACUGUGACCUAGAGAAUGCAAUAAAGGGGGCGCUCAUGGCCAACUUCCUGUCCCAGGGAGAGGUGUGCUGUAACGGCACCAGGGUGUUUGUGCAGAGUAAGAUCCUUCCCAAGUUUCUGGAGGAGGUGGUGAAGAGAACCAAAGCCAUCCAAGUUGGGGAUCCCCUGCUGGACGACACCAGGAUGGGGGCGCUGAUCAGCCGUCCACACCUGGACAGAGUGCUGGGCUUCGUCAACCAGGCGAAGAAGGAGGGGGCCAGAGUUCUGUGUGGGGGAGAGCCAUUUGUUCCUAAGGACCCCAAAUUGAAGGGAGGGUAUUUCAUGUCCCCCUGUGUGCUGGAUAACUGCAGGGACGACAUGACUUGUGUGAAGGAGGAGAUCUUUGGGCCAGUGAUGUCGGUGCUGCCCUUUGAGACUGAGGAGGAAGUCCUGCAGAGGGCCAACAACACCACCUUCGGCCUGGCCUCCGGAGUCUUCACCAGGGAUGUGACUAGAGCUCACCGUGUGGCUGCAGAGCUGCAGGCUGGGACUUGCUUCAUCAACAACUACAACAUCAGCCCUGUGGAGGUGCCCUUUGGGGGGUACAAGAUGUCAGGCUUUGGCAGAGAGAACGGCCUGGUGACCAUAGAAUACUACUCCCAGCUGAAGACUGUCGUCGUGGAGAUGGGCGAUGUAGAGAGCCUGUUCUAGACCAUUCUAGAUCAUUCCAGUACACUGGCCUAGGAAGAUGAUCCUGCUGCAUCAUGCUCCCUAACCGCCCCACACCUGGUGGAAUUCUGCUCAUUUAGUUUUCAGCCCAGCUCUUGACAGAAGUGGGCAUGGUGUCUGACAUCACCACCAAAUCUAAUACAAGCAGAUGGUCACAUCUGCCACAUCUUUGAAAACAAGUAGUAAUAUUCUGAAUAAUGGUAGCUCAGUAUGUUCGCACAUAUCGACCAGUGACUAAUUUUGGGACAGGUUUUUGUUAUGUGCCACCAUUUUAAUGCAGAGCUUGACAUUCUUUAUUCUCCAAACUUUUGGAAAAUAAUGGUCCACUUAUUAAUACUGAUAUUUGUCCAGGAAAACAUCUUAGUAAAACCCGAUGUUGGAACACCGUUUGAAUUUUUAGUUUCAUAGGUGGUUUCACUGAAACCUUGAAGGAACCAUUUCAAAGACAAACUGUUUCUAUAUCCUUUAAUCCAUAGCUCAGAAUUAGUGUCAAGAAUGAAUCUGGAUUUUCUCUUGAGCUCAAGUGUCAUUGUAACACUGAUCAAAGGAAAUAUAUUUUUCUACAUUUUGUGAAACAAAGCUGUGAAAUAUGCCUUUUGAGGCUCCAUUACCUUCACUACACAACUACAGUACCUGCAAGUAGUGGCACCGGCCAUCUUAGUCUGCAUUGCUGGAAUUGUUCUUUGUCGUUUUAUAAUUCUCUGCAACCAUCACUUUUGCUGUUGGUAGGAUUUUUUCUAUAACAAUAUUUACUUAAAACUGUCUCAAAUUUUGCCAGCAUGCACUGAGCAUGAUUUUUCAUUUUUAAAUCUCUCGGUCCAUAUACAUGUUAUAUUGUAGAUAAUUCUUUGAAGCACUAAAAAUCUUUCAUCAGGAUGGCCUUGGUGCACAGCCUACAGUAUGUGGUUGUUUUUUGUAAUUUCAUUGUAGCAAGUCUGUUAACCUUUCAACUGGUCCUUUUUAUUAAUAAAUACCAAGCUGCAGUUUA